AUUCCCAGUAUGCACCGCGGACAGACCAGCGAAAAAUAGUCCGCUAGCGAGAGGCUGAGAAAAGGGAACUAGGUAAGGUUAGCCGGGACUAGCUACACUCGCCAAGCGGAUCAAGCGUUCGAGCGAAACUGCGAACAUGGCCGAUAACGAGAAACUGGACAACCAGCGGCUGAAGAAUUUCAAGAACAAGGGCCGCGAUUUGGAGACUAUGAGAAGACAGAGGACUGAGGUGGUUGUGGAACUCCGCAAGAACAAAAGAGACGAGCACCUUUUGAAGAGGAGAAACGUACCCCAUGAGGACAUCUGUGAGGACUCCGAUGCCGACGGAGAUUUCAGAUCGCAAAAUACAUCUCUUGAAGCAAUAGUACAAAAUGCCACCAGUGAUAACCAGGGCAUCCAGUUGAGUGCUGUACAGGCUGCCAGGAAGCUGUUAUCAAGUGACCGUAACCCUCCCAUAGAUGAUCUGAUCAAGUCUGGGAUCCUUCCCAUUCUGGUGCACUGCCUGGAUAGAGAUGACAACCCGUCUCUCCAGUUUGAGGCUGCCUGGGCUCUGACCAACAUAGCAUCCGGUACCUCGGAGCAGACUCAAGCUGUGGUCCAGUCCAAUGCUGUGCCACUGUUUCUGAGGCUCCUCCACUCUCCUCACCAGAAUGUGUGUGAGCAGGCCGUCUGGGCUCUGGGCAACAUCAUAGGCGAUGGCCCCCAGUGCAGAGACUAUGUGAUAAGCUUGGGUGUGGUCAAGCCACUGCUCUCCUUCAUCAGCCCCUCCAUUCCCAUCACCUUCCUCCGUAACGUCACCUGGGUUAUGGUCAAUCUUUGCCGCCACAAGGAUCCCCCACCUCCUAUGGAGACGAUCCAGGAGAUCCUGCCAGCUCUCUGCGUGCUCAUCCACCACACCGACAUUAGUAUCUUGGUGGACACAGUGUGGGCUCUGUCUUACUUGACAGACUCUGGGAACGAGCAGAUCCAGAUGGUCAUCGACUCGGGCAUCGUCCCUCACCUGGUACCCCUGCUCAGUCAUCAGGAGGUCAAAGUUCAGACUGCUGCUCUGAGGGCAGUGGGGAACAUAGUGACUGGUACAGAUGAACAGACUCAGGUUGUCCUAAACUGUGACGCCCUCAGCCACUUCCCUUCACUCCUCACACACCCCAAGGAGAAGAUCAACAAGGAGGCAGUAUGGUUCCUGUCCAACAUAACGGCAGGUAAUCAGCAACAGGUGCAGGCCGUCAUUGACGCCAAGCUAGUGCCCAUGAUCAUCCACCUGCUUGACAAGGGUGACUUUGGCACACAGAAGGAAGCAGCCUGGGCCAUCAGCAACCUAACGAUUAGUGGAAGGAAAGACCAGGUCGCACACCUGAUUGAGAAACAGGUGAUCCCACCAUUCUGUAACCUGCUCACAGUGAAGGAUGCCCAGGUGGUGCAGGUCGUCUUGGAUGGCCUGAGCAACAUCCUUAAGAUGGCAGAUGAUGAGGCCGAAACAAUUGCUAACCUCAUCGAGGAAUGCGGAGGUUUGGAGAAGGUGGAGCAGUUGCAAAAUCAUGAAAAUGAGGACAUCUACAAACUGGCCUAUGAAAUAAUUGAUCAGUUCUUUUCAUCCGAUGACAUUGAUGAAGACACCAGCCUGGUCCCAGAGGCCAUCCAGGGUGGAACUUACGGCUUUAACUCCUCCACCAACGUGCCAGCAGAGGGGUUCCAGUUUUAGAGCGCAUCUGGGGGUACUCUGGAGUUUUGUUCGCGAUGCAGCACUCUGUUCAACAAAAAAAAUUAGGAGAGAAAGCGCGCGCGAGAGAGAGCGAGAGUGUGAGAGAAAUUAGAUCCAUUGUGCUUGGCUCGUGGGAUCCAUGGCUGCAUCUUAUCUGAGAGAAAAAAUGUGUGGAUUUCAUUUGGCAUUCCAGGGGAACCAGCCCAAAUGAAGUUUGAGAUGGCGAGUGGGUGCGAGUGAGAAUGAGUGGCUACAUGUUGCAAAAUAAGCAAAACAUCUACAUCGAAUGCGUUGAGAGACAUGCCAACAUAACUUCCACGUUAUCGGAGCUGUCGUCUAAAAAACUGAAAACUACAAAUGACAACAAACAAAAACUCGAUGUCCACCCGUGGAGAACCAAGGACACCAAAAAAAAUAAGAUGUCUUGAGAUAUUGCAACACAACAAAUACGGUAAAAAUAAACAACAGUAAUUAUGGACUGAGACGAACCCAUAUCACAAUUCUGCGGUCCUCCGACCAGAGGGGGUGCCACCCUCAAUGUGCCCCUCCCCUAAUCGGCCACGCUAUCAGACAUGUGUGUGAAUGGACCCAUUGUGUAUGAAUGUCUGGACUCAGCACUGAGGAGCCAGGUUCAUCUCCUCCAACAACAGGCCCUGACAGGGCGCCUCCCUCUCGCCCUGAUUGGCGGGGCCAGGAGUCCAGCUGCGCGUGACGCAUGUGCGAAAGAAUGGAAGGAUGAGUGGUGUGUGCUUGCCUGCGUGCGUGCGUGACUGGGAGUGUGCAAGACUGGAUGAAACGGUAUGCAGAGAGAGAGAGACAGAGAGAGAGAGAGGGGGGGUGGAUGGGAAACAUGCAAACAAAUACAACUGAAGAGAAACAAAAUCAAGAAAUGUAUUGGCAGGAAUUGAAAUUCUGCCUUUUAAAGAGAGGCUGAUCUAAAAAAAAUCCCUGAAAGAAGAACUUUGGAUAUGACAUAAAAAAGUCAUCGUCAUGAGAAUUUUUUGUUUUGAGUUAUUGUUAAGUUAGUAUUAAUUGACACUGGACAAUGCUUUUGGCAGGUGUGGAGCAGUGGUGCAUUGUAUUAAGAUGGAUUUGGUGGCUUUUGGGCUUUUCGUUUUGCCUCCAGUGUGUUUCCUUUUUAUGAUAUAUAUUUUUUAUUUUCAGCUUUUAGUUUCAUUGCUUGUGUAAAGGUGACUGAUCAUAAUCCACUCUCGCACCAGAAACCUAACUAACACACCAUACAUUGGCUUGACGCUGUAGAGUUCCGACACCAUUACUAUAAUAAAACAAAUGACCCGGGUGUUCUCCUAGCGAGAUUUCAUGUUGAUCCCCCUGUGAGAUUUCAUGCCAAGCCAAUUUCUUUUUCUUCCUUCAACAAAAUCACUUAUUCGCAGCACUGUUGCCAUAGCUUUGGUUUAUCCCAAGGGGAAAAUGAGAACAAUGGCCAUUUAAGUAGGUUUGUGAUUCAUAACCUUUGCAUGUACUAAACUAUAGCACAGUUAUUUUUUAGGUUAUCUUAGUUUCCUUAGGCUGUGUAUACAGUGUAAUUUUUAUUUUUAAGUAAAACUGUGCUGUUUAAAUGUUACAUGUCUCCCCUAUCCCUUAACUAGUUUUCAAUUUGCAAAAAUAUUUGAACAGUUUUGCACAUGGUAUUUACAGUGAGGCCUGAAGUCUUCUUGAAGGUGUGCCGGUUGGUUUUAAAAUAACUGCCAACAACCUCUAUAUUAUGCAUACUUCAACCACAAUCUGUUGUUUUACUGGUAGAGUAAUUCAUUGAUGCUUUUCUAGGGAUAUAUCAGAAAAUAACAGCCUUUCCCCAGGAGCAGCUCUAAUCUGCUUACCUAUCACAGCCAGUCUAAGAAGAUGCAAACUCCUUUUCUUAGGUCAAAGUUUGCCCCCACAAACUGGAGUUGUCCUCCCCGAGUUCUCCUUAUAAAAAUCGAAAACACCUACCUACCCUUACCACUACCCCCAUCCCUCCCCCUUACACCAACAAGGUGCCCAAGCUUAUCCUCUCCCAAUUUAUUUGUGUUAACUCUAAAACGCUGUAGUAAUGGAUUACACGUUGUGGUAAUAACCUUCUGUUGAA
Lampris incognitus (smalleye Pacific opah) is the source of this 3791-nucleotide messenger RNA. RefSeq names its product karyopherin alpha 4 (importin alpha 3) (gene kpna4). The transcript has 17 exons. Gene Ontology annotation, cellular component: nucleus; cytoplasm; nucleoplasm. The coding region runs from base 137 to 1702 and encodes 521 amino acids. Gene Ontology annotation, molecular function: protein binding; nuclear import signal receptor activity. Gene Ontology annotation, biological process: NLS-bearing protein import into nucleus. NCBI's taxonomy places the organism in Eukaryota, Metazoa, Chordata, Actinopteri, Lampriformes, Lampridae. The record is from RefSeq and is a predicted model, not a curated record.